This is a messenger RNA of Podospora anserina S mat+, 441 nucleotides long. RefSeq lists its product as uncharacterized. The record is from RefSeq and is a predicted model, not a curated record. Bases 1 to 441 code for a protein of 146 amino acids. NCBI's taxonomy places the organism in Eukaryota, Fungi, Ascomycota, Sordariomycetes, Sordariales, Podosporaceae. Gene Ontology annotation, cellular component: nucleolus. The transcript has 2 exons.
AUGCCCUCAGAAGACUACCGCGCCGCAGUCCCCGGCACCCUCAAACUAAAAGGCGUCUCCAACAACCCUGCCGCCAUAAAAAAGAAGAAGAAAAAAUCCAAAUCCAAACCCUCCGACCUAGAAAAGAACCUCUCUACCGGUCCCCCAGCAGACAAACCAACACCCGAACCCACCCCCGACUCAGAAAAACAACCCCAACGCCGCUCACCAUCCCAAGAACCACCACCAGAAAACGGGGAGAACGAUGAUAAUGACCCCCCAAAGACAGAAGCAGAGCGCAGGUUCCUAGAGGCAAAGCGCAAGAGGUUACAAGAACUCACCUCCUCGGGCAAACUCCGCCCCGAGCUCCUCAAAACCCACAAGCAGCGCGUCGAGGAGCUGAAUUCCCACCUCUCCAGGCUGAGCGAGCACCACGAUAUGCCAAAGAUUGGGCCCGGUUAA